CCUUCUUCUCCCUUCAUACAUUUCAAAACCCAAAACCAAAAAUGUCUUUGACAACUUCUAUUCCGAUUUCCCCAAGAAAACUCAGGCAUGAUCUAUACUAUUUCUCCGACCAAAAAACCCCUUUAGUCAUCUCUGUUCUAUCAUCUCUCAUAGAAAGAACAAUGACCAGAAAUCAAAGAAUCACCAAAAACCCUUUCAAAAACAGAGAUAUCCGUACAAGGGUUUUCGAUUGCAACCAAGUACCCGACAUGUCGAUCCAAUCCUAUCUCGAACGAAUAUUCCGUUACACCAAAGUCGGUCCGCCGGUUUUCGUUGUUUCCUAUGUUUACAUCGAUCGAUUCUGUCAGAUUUACCCCGAGUUUCAAAUCAACAUUCUAAAUGUCCACAGGCUUUUGAUAACUACUAUAAUGGUUGCAUCGAAGUUCGUCGAGGAUAUGAAUUACAGAAAUUCUUAUUUUGCUAAAGUUGGGGGAUUCACAACAAAAGAGAUCAAUGAUUUGGAGUUUGAUUUCUUGUUCUUAAUGGAUUUCAAGUUGCAUGUGAAUGUGAGUGUGUUUGAGAGUUAUUGUUGUCAUUUAGAAAGAGAGGUUAGUGUUGGAGGUGGUUAUCAGAUUGAAAGAACUCUUCGAUGUGCUGAAGAACUUAAGUCAAUUAGAGGUAGGAAAGAAGAUGAUAGGCUCAAAAUUUCUAGGGUUAUGUUGUAAUUAUUUCUAUCAAUUUUGAGAUUUAGCAGCAGUUUUUUAUGUU
Messenger RNA from Impatiens glandulifera, 747 nucleotides. Its product is annotated as cyclin-U2-2-like. The record is from RefSeq and is a predicted model, not a curated record. Gene Ontology annotation, molecular function: protein kinase binding. NCBI's taxonomy places the organism in Eukaryota, Viridiplantae, Streptophyta, Magnoliopsida, Ericales, Balsaminaceae. Gene Ontology annotation, biological process: regulation of cyclin-dependent protein serine/threonine kinase activity. Bases 42 to 704 code for a protein of 220 amino acids. The transcript has 2 exons.